Molecule: messenger RNA, 1671 nt
Organism: Belonocnema kinseyi
Lineage: Eukaryota; Metazoa; Arthropoda; Insecta; Hymenoptera; Cynipidae
Product: beta-1,3-glucan-binding protein 1-like
Exons: 8
Coding region: 156-1592 (478 amino acids)
Biological process (GO): carbohydrate metabolic process
Molecular function (GO): hydrolase activity, hydrolyzing O-glycosyl compounds; carbohydrate binding
Source: RefSeq, a predicted model, not a curated record
UUCCGUCUCUUGGAUAUGUACAAAACCCGCAGUUCCGUUCAAGAAUUUAUAUCUAAAAAGUGAAUAAAGAAAAAAAUUAAUUUAGUUUAAAAGAAUAACAAAAUAUGAUUUUUUUUUCUACAGGAGACUGAAUAAAGUACAGCAAUUUCUUCAAGAUGAAAAUGUCACAAAUUUUAUUUGCUUUUUUUGUGAUUUUAUCACAGGGUAUUAUCGAUAGUCAAUACAUUCCUCCUCAAGCAACAGUUUUGCCCCUUCGUCCUGUUGGAAUUCGCAUGUCUAUUCCUGAUGAAGACGGAAUAUCUCUUGUGGCAUACCACGUAAAAUUCAACAGUGAAUUUCGCGGAUUAGAGGCUGGAACUAUAGCAAGAGAUAUAACAAAAGUUAGAGACAGUAAAUGGACAUACGAAGAUCGCAGUACUAAAUUGAAAGAAGGUGAUGUAAUUUAUUAUUGGAUUCAUGUGGUCUAUGAAGGACUUGGCUACAAUUUACUAGAGCAACAACAUGUCGUUAAUGAAUUCUACGAUUAUAAUGGAGUGCCAAUAGAAGGGUCAGCAGGUCCAGGUCCCGGUGUUAGUACGUCUUGUUCUCCGACGUUGACGAAACACUUCGGAGUGAAUGCUGAAGAACAAAGUAUUUGUGGAGGCCAAUUGAUUUUUGAAGAAACAUUCGAUAAUCAAAAUGCAGUUAAUAAUUUAAAGUGGACCACUGUGGAACAAUUCCCGGGCAAUCCUGAUUACGAGUUUGUCGUAUACCGAAAUCAUAAAGAGAAUGUAAAUGUGGAAAAUGGGAAAUUAAUAGUCACACCUACACUUCUGGAUAAUACUUGUGGCAGUGAUUUUGUUCGAGAUGGAAAUUUAACUUUGCACAAGUGUACUGGACAACCUGGAACGAGAGAAUGCCAGCGUGUUACCCAAGGAUUUCAUAUUUUACCCCCAGUAAUCUCAGGCCGAAUAAACACAAAAAACCUAUUUUCUUUUUUGUAUGGUCGAAUCGUAAUCCGGGCCAAAUUGCCAAAGGGCGAUUGGAUUUAUCCUGUGCUAGCAUUGGAACCUGUGGAUGAACAAGGAUCGUACGUCGGAAAUGAUGCAAGAUUUAACGUUCAAUUACGAGUGUCCUCUGUCUUGGGAAAUCCGGUGCUCAAAUCUGCAGAAGGUGAUGAAUUGGGUGGACGUAUUCUUCGAGGAGGUUUCCUUUCCCGCACCACGUUAACUACUGCAAAUCUUACAACACUUAGAGCAAACGAUGGUACCAAAUACAAAACUUCUAGUAAAUUAUGGUCCGAUGAUUAUCAUAUUUACGAAAUGGAAUGGAAACCUGAGGUAAUCACGGUAAAGGUUGAUGGUGAAUCAUACGGAGAAAAGUGGUUCGACUCGCCCCUGCAAACGCCGUUUUACAUAACAUUGGGUGUUGCUGUUGGUGGAGUUGCUGAAUUUCCUGAUGGUUGUAAAAGUCAGGAUUACACAAAACCAUGGAGAAAUGUUGAAUCCAAGGCGCUUCUGCAUUUCUAUCUUGCACAGCCAACGUGGUCCAAAAACUGGAAACCAGAAUCAAAAUCCCUCCAGGUGGAUUAUAUUAAUGUUUGGGCUUUGUGAUGCGGAUACUCAAAUUAAGCGAAAAAAACAAAUAAAUUUUGGAAUUAAUAAAGACUUCAUAAAAGAUGGAUAAAGAAAA